GGGUAUACAAGGUAUACAGGGUAUACAGGGUAUACAGGGUAUACAGGGUAUACAGGGUAUACAGGGUAUAGGGUAUACAGGGUAUACAGGGUAUACAGGGUAUACAGGGUAUACAAGGGGUAUACAUGAAUAUACAGGGUAUACAGGAUCUACAGGGGGUAUACAGGGUAUACAUCAGGUAUACAGGGUAUACAUGGAUACAGGGUAUACAGGGUAUACAUGGGGUACAGGGUAUACAUGGGUAUACAGGGUAUACAGGGUAUACAAUACAGGGUAUACAUAGGGUAUACAUAUACAGGUAUACAGGGUAUACAGGGUAUACAUAAUACAGUAUACAGGGUAUACAGGGGGUAUACAGGGUAUACAGGGUAUACAGGGUAUACAGGGUAUACAGGGUAUACAGGGUAUACAGGGGGUAUACAGGGUAUACAGGGUAUACAGGGUAUACAGGGUAUACAGGGUAUACAGGGUAUACAUAGGUAUACAGGGGCACAGGGGCAUACAUGGGGUAUACAGGGUAUACAGGGUAUACAUACAGGGUAUACAGGGUAUACAGGGUAUACAGGGUAUAUAGGUAUACAGGGUAUACAUGGGUAUACAGGGUAUACAGGGUAUACAGGGUAUACAGGGUAUACAUAGGUAUACAGGUAUACAGGGUAUACAGGGUAUACAGGGUAUACAGGGUAUACAGGGUAUACAGGGUAUACAGGGUAUACAGGGUAUACAGGGUAUACAGGGCAUACAUGGGUAUACAGGGUAUACAUGGGUAUACAGGGUAUACAGGGGCAUACAGGGUAUACAUAGGUAUACAGGGUAUACAGGGCAUAUAGUACAGGGUAUACAUGGGUAUACAGGGUAUACAUGGGUAUACAGGGCAUACAGGGUAUACAUAGGUAUACAGGGUAUACAGGGGUAUACAGGGGUAUACAUGGGUAUACAGGGUAUACAGGGUAUACAGGGGUAUACAUAGGGUAUACAGGGUAUACAGGGUAUACAUAGGUAUACAGGGUAUACAGGGUAUACAGGGUAUACAUGGGUAUACAGGGUAUACAGGGUAUACAUAGGUAUACAGGGUAUACAUGGGUAUACAGGGUAUACAUGGGUAUACAGGGUAUACAGGGUAUACAGGAUAUACAGGGUAUACAGGGUAUACAGGGUAUACAGGGUAUACAGGGUAUACAUAGGUAUACAGGGUAUACAUAGGUAUACAGGGUAUACAGGGUAUACAGCGUAUACAUAGGUAUACAGGGUAUACAGGGUAUACAUAGGUAUACAGGGUAUACAGGGUAUACAUAAGUAUACAGGGUAUACAUGGGUAUACAGGGUAUACAGGGUAUACAGGGUAUACAUAGGUAUACAGGGUAUACAGGGGCAUACAGGGUAGGGUAUACAGGGUAUACAUAGGUAUACAGGGUAUACAGGGUAUACAGGGUAACAGGGUAUACAGGGGUAUACAUGGGUAUACAGGGUAUACAGGGUAUACAGGGUAUACAGGGUAUACAUAAUACAGGGCAUACAGGGUAUACAUGGGUAUACAGGGUAUACAGGGUAGGGUACAGGGCAUACAGGGUAUACAGGGUAUACAGGGUAUACAUAGGUAUACAGGGUAUAUACAGGGUAUACAUAGGUAUACAGGGUAUACAGGGUAUACAGGGUACAGGGUACAGGGUAUACAUAGGCAUACAGGGUAUACAGGGGCAUACAGGGUAUACAGGGUAUACAUAGGUAUACAGGGUAUACAGGGUAUACAGGGUAUACAGGGUAUACAGGGUAUACAGGGUAUACAGGGUAUACAGGGU
This is a messenger RNA of Porites lobata, 1799 nucleotides long. The record is from the annotation of a GenBank genome assembly. NCBI's taxonomy places the organism in Eukaryota, Metazoa, Cnidaria, Anthozoa, Scleractinia, Poritidae.